UGUAGAGGGGCCUGUUUUACCAGAACAGAUUUGUUUCUCACUAAUUCUAAUAAGUAGCCACCUAACUGAAGGCAACGCCCAUCUUGUUUUGCUUCUAUUUCUAUCAUUUCUUUUCCUCUACUGAAUCUAGCAUGCUAACCAACUAGCACCGUCCCGUCUCAUGAUACCGCUUUUCAAUACUGUGUCACUGUAGCGUCCGGUCUGUCCUCAGUCCAACAUGAGAGCACAUUAUGACAUCUUGCUUUGUAAAUUCAACAGUGUCUCACUCAUACUGUCAGUCAUGUAUAUCUAUACGAGUAUGUAUCUGUAUAUCUCUUUUUUGUCAAAUAAGUAUUGACAACUUUCUUUAAUUCUGUAGGCCUGUUACUGAUGAGAAAAACUAAAUAUAACCUCAGAUGUAAUCCUAAAACUAACUGUAACUGUAAUACAAUCUAACUUAUUCUUAAAUGACUUAAUAGAGGUAAAUCUACAGGCCUGUGUUUUCACUGUGUCUGUACAAUGUUGGCCCUUCAAUGAAAAAUAGUGGAAAAAAGCUCAUGCUGGAAACUGAUUGCUGACCCCUGGUAUAGGGGUGUUGAUUUGACUGUGGUGAUGACUGUGUAAAGAAAGAGAAAUUAUAACGUUUUCCUCCUCUUCUUGAAUUUACCAUUUACUAUCAAUUAAACUAUGACAUUCAUAUUAAAACUUGGCUGUUAGGGCUCAGGCUUCUGGCUGGAAAAGUUACCUCCUCGCACCGACUCACUGAGUCCUGUAGGAGGCAGUGUGUGACUGCAGCCUCAACUCAGUAGUUCCAGUCCUGGCCUCGGACACCAUGUGUCCCACACUGCAAACUUGUUGAUGUGUUAAGAAUUCCUGCUGUUAAGGAGUGUAUGAUUGUAGUGUAAGUGUAAAUGAAUUACUUAUUCUGUAAACCAUUAAUCUAUUACAACAUUAAGAUAAGAAAAUAGUUUAUGCACACUCACUGACUAAAACACUUUAUGAUCCAUGCACACUAGAUCUAGAUCCGAGCGCAUCCACGCCCUAAAGUUGAGACAACUCUUAUUGGUAGGCACACAGCCAGCGAGGGGUGGGGCAAGGCAGUGAUUAAUUAGCAUACCUAUCCAGGCUCAUAAAAGCACCGGCAGCCGCACCUGAUGCUUCUGAGAGCAUCAAACACUCAGAGGAAGAGAGGGACUGGAGAGGAGAGGGAGUUGAAGUAAAGCUCAGAUUAGAAAAAGCAAGUACAGGCAAGUUCACUCACCUCACAGAGACACACACACACACGCAGGUCCGGUGACCGUUUCCAGCCUGUGCGUAAAAGCGCACAGCCAAAAAAAACUUAGCGCUCUCCAAGGACACGGCUUCCCUCCACCUCUUCCUCCUCCUUCCUCCAGCUCUCCACGAUCAGCGGUGCUUUUGAGAAUUUGCCCCGUUUGUGACUCUCACGCCCGGUUCUGCUGAGUUGUGGCCCGUCCGAUCCAGAGACCCGGGUCACCCAUGAGGCUGGAGGCCGCAACCAGGAUGGAUCUGUUCAGGAAGCUGUGGAAGGCGAGGAAGCUGAUCGUUGUGGUGUUCAUCCCGCUGUCCCUGCUUCCCCUACCGCUCAUCCACCCCACCAGCGAGGCAUGCUGUGCCUAUGUGCUGAUGGUGACGGCAGUCUACUGGGUGUCAGAAGCCGUUCCCUUGGGUGCUGCUGCACUGGUUCCAGCCUUCCUCUACCCGCUCUUUGGGGUGCUCAAGUCAAGUGAGGUGGCUGCUGAGUACUGUAAAGACACCACUCUGCUGCUGAUGGGAGUCAUCUGCCUGGCAGCCUCCAUAGAGAAGUGGAACCUGCACAAACGCAUCGCUCUGCGCAUGGUCAUGAUCGCAGGGGCCAAGCCUGGCAUGUUGGUGCUGGGUUUCAUGUGCUGCACUGUGUUUCUGUCCAUGUGGCUCAGUAACACGUCCACCACAGCCAUGGUGAUGCCUAUAGCUGAGGCCGUCCUGCAGCAGCUUAUCUGCACUGGUCUGGCUGACAACCACGAUGACUCUGAAACCGCUGAGGCCCCUGAGGAUGACAGCGCUGUUUCAGACAAAGAAGACAACUUGGACAAGAAUCAGUUGGAACUGCUCUAUCACAACAACAGUGACUGCACUAAACAGGAGCUUUCUACAUUAAGUGAGGUCCAGACUGGAGAGGUAAAUGGUUUGGGUCUGAGGCCAGUCUGUCACCAGGGCUUCAUCAGACAGACCAAUGGACACCUGCCGCAGGUUGCCAUUGAAAUCCCCAAUGUGAAGCGAGUGAAGGCUAGGAGAGACUCCCAGUAUCCCACCAAGAGAGAUCACAUGAUCUGUAAAUGCCUGUCACUCAGCAUCACCUACGCUGCAACCAUCGGAGGACUCAUCACCAUCACCGGCACGUCAACCAACCUCAUCUUUGCUGAGCAGUUUAACACUCGUUAUCCAGAUGCCAAGGUGAUAAACUUUGGCACGUGGUUCAUCUUCAGCUUCCCAAUCGCCAUUAUCAUGCUGGUCCUCACCUGGCUGUGGUUGCACUUCCUCUUCCUUGGCUGCAACUUCAGGGAAACAUGCUCGCUGAGUAAGAAACGCAAAACCAAGAGAGAGAUGCUGUCAGAAAAGAGGAUCCAUGAGGAGUACGCAAAACUGGGACCCAUCAGCUACCCAGAGGUGGUGACUGGUGUUUUCUUCAUCCUGAUGACUCUGCUGUGGUUCACCAGAGAGCCAGGUUUCGUGCCUGGCUGGACGUCUCUCUUUGAGAAGAAAGGCUACAGGACUGAUGCAACAGUGUCUGUCCUCCUUGGCUUCCUCCUCUUCCUUAUUCCUGCCAGGCGACCCUUCUCUUCCUCCUCCUCCAGCUAUAGAGACACAGUUGAUGAUUCAGAGUCUGACCCCCUGGCUCCCAUGAUCACCUGGAAGGACUUUCAGAGACUGAUGCCGUGGGAGAUUGUCAUCCUAGUGGGAGGGGGCUAUGCUCUGGCUGCUGGUUGCAAGGUGUCAGGCCUGUCAGUGUGGAUCGGCAGACAGCUGGAGCCCAUGAGUGGUCUUCCUCCCUGGGCCGUCACCCUGCUGGCUUGCCUGCUGGUGUCAGCAGUCACAGAGUUUGCCUCCAACCCAGCAACUCUCACCGUCUUCCUGCCCAUCCUGUCUGCACUGUCAGAGACUCUGCACAUCAACCCCCUCCACACUUUGAUCCCCUCCACCAUGUGCGUGUCAUUUGGGGUCAUGCUUCCAGUUGGGAACCCCCCCAACGCCAUCGUCUUCAGUUACGGCCACGUGCAGAUCAGCGAUAUGGUGAAAGCAGGAUUCGGGGUGAACCUGAUAGGUGUAGCAGUGGUAAUGUUGGCCAUAACCACAUGGGGCGUUCCCCUCUUCAACCUGACUGAGUUCCCAGCCUGGGCAAUGGCCAGGAACGUCACUGGGAGCUUAUAACUACUGGUGUCAUGGGGCCAGUGGAAAAAGAGGGCAUGAAUCAGUAAGAGACAGAAAGAGAGAAAGAGAUGUGGCAAAUAUUUCUUUGUGGAGAAACAACAAGAAAAUGACACAUGGCGUGCCAAGAGGAUGGUCCUGCCAAGAGUUUAGCCCUUUCUUAGACUGAUUAGACUGGCUCUGAUGGAGGAAGAUGGGUGGAGGGAAGGACAAUAAGAAGAGAUGAGGAAAAAACAUUAUCUGUUGCUUAGAUUUAAGAAUUAGAAUUACAUUUUAAUCUGCCGUAAAGUGACAUUACAAGGAAUGUCACUGACUGGCCACUGGGUGGAGCUCUGACCUCCAACAAAAACUUUUUUACCUCCAUUAACAAAGUUUGAUGGAGAUUCUUUUUUCUCCAAAUCGCUGAAGACAUCACUAAAAGCUACAAAUAUAUUUGAGGUGAUCAACAACUGUUACUAUUAUUAUUAUUUGAUUUAUGAUAGGAAAAAUGAUAAGUUAUGUCUUUAGAAUCUGCCUGGAAAGAGUUAUAGCCACAUCAUGCCUUCUUCUGUGGAUUAGCUGGUAUUUUGGUAGAAAUAAGCUACGUGGCCUUUGUAGACAAGCCUCUUUUUACUGCAUGCUUGCUGAACUUGUGCUGCACUUAAAUGUAUUGCUCUUUCACCAGAUCACAUACAUUGCAACAUAGUGAGCUGGUUUAUUCUCACUUUGGUUACAUUUUACAGUGUAACAAAAGAGCUGACUGCUGUAUUAAAACAAGAUAAAUGCAUGAAAAGAGGCUUUUACUAUGGCUGCUAAUGUACUGUAUCCAUAGAGCUACUUAUUAUCAAGCCUUUCAGAUGUACCCAGUAUGUUUUCAUAGGAAUCCAUAUGAUCUGUUUCUAAAAAGAUAAAAGCUUGGUGUAUGUGUAGCUACAAACUAAAAGCUGCUAUCUGCAUUGUUAUGGAAAUCUAGGUCUUGUGACUGAUGUCUUUACCAAAGCUGAUUUUGUGCCCUGAUAUACUGUGAACAUGUUCAUAUUUGUUGGCCACACUUACUCCAGGUACCUUGCAGUACAACUAGGGUAUUUACUACAUGCCUAUACUACAAUGUUAGUAUAACUGUCUCUUGUAACAGUGUUAGUGCCUUGCUGUAACCUCGCCUUGGUUCAUUACCAUCCUCCUUAAAUCAUGGAAACCAAUGGUUUAUGUGCUUUUUACUGAGCUAUGUCCCUGCACUUGAUUCUAUUACAAUGUCAAGAAUGUGUAUUGUACUGUAUGUAAGAUAUAGAAAGUCUGGGACUCAUACCGAUUUGAUGUCUGAGCUUCCCUCUUCCCGUAUUGACUAUUUUUUCUCAUUUUGCAGUUUGAAAGGCUUGAACACUAAGACACACUCCUGCCAUUAUUCUGAGUAUUCAGUAGGGUGCUUCAGCCUGUUUGUCAGAUGCUGCUAUUCUGUCACAUUGAAUACAUUUAAGAACUUUAAAGUCAUGAAAUCAGAGAAAACUUUACAAGCUGAGGUCUUGAGUUACACCAGUAUAAUGAUUUUUAACCAUAUAUUAGCUGGUAGAAAACACUUCACCAGACUUUUAUCAAGUACCAGUAGCUUCAGUAAUUAUCACAGAAAGUAUAUAUUUAAGAGAUGUAUUUCUUUAGCAUGUUAAGCAACAGGAUGAGCAUGUUUGGUAUUCAUUUGUUGUCACCUUGGAGGUGGGUCUUUUCUCCUGGCACAUGAGCACAGAAAGAAAUGCAGGUUCAGGAGGCUGCAUUUAUUUUGAAGGCAGCAUCCAAAGCAUUUAAAGAGAGAGUGAGUGAGCACAGGGUUGUAUGGUGCAGUAUUUUGUUCAAUCAUCUGUCAAAUCACAGCAACUGUCUGUUGGUGAAAAGGUUUGCACAUAACAUUCACUGUACCGUGCAAAAAUGUAAAAGAUAUCCUUUAUAUUUUUACACAAAUUUUAAAUGUAAUUUGUGUCUUUUUUUAAUAUCACUACAUUAUAAAAAGAGGCCUUAGUGUAGGCAGAAUCAGAAGCCUACAUUUGUCUUAUGUAAUUUAUUCAGUUCUACUGAAGGUUUCAUACAUCUUGAUGGUGUUGCAGCAGUGACCUUUGACCCAGGGGCCACACUCCUUUGUAAAUACAUGCAGAUUUGUAAUAUAAUGUGCCUUUGCCUGUUUCCAAAUGAGCUGUAAUAUUCCUAAAUUAUGUGUUAUACCUUGAUGUUUCAUUUAUAUCCAACUCAGACACUAGAGUUAGGAUGAUACAUUAUACAUGUACAACAAUAAAACCACUAAAACCA
Messenger RNA from Lates calcarifer (barramundi perch), 5676 nucleotides. RefSeq names its product solute carrier family 13 member 4 (gene slc13a4). The record is from RefSeq and is a predicted model, not a curated record. Gene Ontology annotation, cellular component: membrane. The transcript is spliced from 16 exons. Gene Ontology annotation, biological process: monoatomic anion transmembrane transport. The coding region runs from base 1477 to 3408 and encodes 643 amino acids. NCBI's taxonomy places the organism in Eukaryota, Metazoa, Chordata, Actinopteri, Centropomidae. Gene Ontology annotation, molecular function: transmembrane transporter activity.